Messenger RNA from Ochotona princeps (American pika), 5205 nucleotides. RefSeq names its product PTPRF interacting protein alpha 2 (gene PPFIA2). Gene Ontology annotation, cellular component: presynaptic active zone. The record is from RefSeq and is a predicted model, not a curated record. Gene Ontology annotation, molecular function: protein binding. The transcript is spliced from 30 exons. Lineage: Eukaryota; Metazoa; Chordata; Mammalia; Lagomorpha; Ochotonidae. Bases 1 to 3744 code for a protein of 1247 amino acids. Gene Ontology annotation, biological process: synapse organization.
AUGAUGUGUGAAGUGAUGCCCACGAUUAAUGAGGACACCCCAAUGAGCCAAAGGGGGUCCCAAAGCAGUGGCUCGGACUCAGACUCCCAUUUUGAGCAGCUGAUGGUGAAUAUGCUAGAUGAGAGGGAUCGUCUUCUGGACACGCUGCGGGAGACGCAGGAGAGCCUCUCGCUUGCCCAGCAAAGACUUCAGGAUGUCAUCUACGACAGAGACUCGCUCCAGAGACAGCUCAACUCGGCGUUGCCACAGGAUCUCGAAUCCCUAACAGGAGGGCUGACUGGUUCUAAGGGGGCUGAUCCGCCGGAAUUUGCUGCACUGACAAAAGAGUUGAAUGCCUGCAGGGAACAGCUUCUUGAAAAGGAAGAAGAAAUUUCUGAACUUAAAGCUGAAAGAAACAAUACAAGACUGUUAUUGGAGCACUUGGAGUGCCUUGUGUCAAGACACGAAAGAUCGCUGAGGAUGACAGUGGUCAAGCGGCAAGCCCAGUCUCCCUCGGGAGUGUCCAGUGAAGUUGAGGUUCUUAAGGCACUGAAAUCCUUGUUUGAGCACCACAAGGCCUUGGAUGAAAAGGUAAGGGAGCGACUGAGGGUUUCUUUAGAAAGAGUCUCUGCACUGGAAGAAGAACUAGCUGCUGCUAAUCAGGAGAUUGUUGCCUUACGUGAACAAAAUGUUCAUAUACAGAGGAAAAUGGCAUGUAGUGAGGGAUCCACAGAGUCUGAAAAUCUGGAAGGGAUGGAACCAGGUCAGAAAAUCCACGAAAAGCGUUUGUCUAACGGCUCUAUAGAUUCAACGGAUGAAACCAGUCAAAUAGUGGAACUACAGGAGUUGCUUGAAAAGCAAAACUACGAAAUGGCCCAAAUGAAAGACCGCUUAGCUGCUCUUUCUUCCCGAGUUGGAGAGGUGGAACAGGAAGCAGAGACAGCAAGAAAGGAUCUCAUUAAAACUGAAGAAAUGAACACUAAGUAUCAAAGGGAUAUCAGGGAGGCAAUGGCACAAAAGGAAGAUAUGGAAGAAAGAAUCACAACCCUUGAGAAGCGUUACCUCAGUGCUCAGAGAGAAUCUACCUCCAUACAUGACAUGAAUGACAAACUAGAAAAUGAGUUGGCAAAUAAAGAAGCCAUCCUACGGCAGAUGGAAGAGAAAAAUAGACAGUUACAAGAACGCUUGGAGCUGGCUGAGCAAAAGUUACAGCAGACCAUGAGAAAGGCUGAAACCCUACCUGAAGUAGAGGCUGAACUGGCUCAGAGAAUUGCAGCCCUAACCAAGGCUGAAGAGAGACAUGGAAACAUUGAAGAACGGAUGAGACAUCUAGAAGGUCAACUGGAAGAGAAGAAUCAGGAACUUCAAAGAGCUAGGCAAAGAGAGAAAAUGAAUGAAGAACAUAACAAAAGAUUAUCUGAUACUGUGGACCGACUUCUGACUGAAUCCAAUGAACGCUUGCAGCUGCACUUAAAGGAAAGAAUGGCCGCCCUAGAGGAGAAGAAUGUGUUAAUUCAAGAAUCAGAAACUUUUAGAAAGAAUCUUGAAGAAUCAUUACAUGAUAAGGAAAGACUAGCAGAAGAAAUCGAAAAGCUUAGAUCUGAACUUGACCAAUUGAAAAUGAGAACUGGCUCUUUAAUUGAACCCACAAUAUCAAGAACUCAUCUAGACACCUCCACUGAGUUGCGGUAUUCAGUUGGAUCCCUGGUGGACAACCAGUCUGAUUACAGAACAACUAAAGUAAUAAGAAGACCAAGGAGAGGCCGCAUGGGUGUGCGCAGAGAUGAGCCAAAGGUAAAGUCUCUGGGGGAUCAUGAGUGGAAUAGAACGCAGCAAAUUGCAGUAAUAAGCAGCCACCCUUUUGAGAGUGACACUGAAAUGUCUGAUAUUGAUGAUGACGACAGAGACACAAUUUUUAGCUCAAUGGAUCUUCUCUCUCCAAGUGGUCAUUCUGAUGCUCAGACCCUUGCCAUGAUGCUUCAGGAACAAUUGGAUGCAAUUAACAAAGAGAUCAGGCUAAUUCAAGAAGAAAAAGAAUCUACAGAAUUGCGUGCUGAGGAAAUUGAGAAUCGCGUGGCCAGUGUGAGCCUGGAAGGCCUGAACUUAGCAAGAGUCCACCCAGGUACCUCCAUCACUGCCUCUGUGACAGCUUCCUCGCUGGCCAGUUCAUCUCCCCCCAGCGGACACUCAACACCAAAGCUCACCCCGCGAAGUCCUGCCCGGGAAAUGGAUCGGAUGGGAGUCAUGACACUGCCAAGUGAUCUAAGGAAACACCGGAGAAAGAUUGCAGUGGUGGAAGAAGAUGGUCGGGAGGACAAAGCAACAAUUAAAUGUGAAACUUCUCCGCCGCCGACACCUAGAGCCAUCAGGAUGACUCAUACCCUCCCUUCUUCCCACCACAAUGAUGCCCGGAGUAGCAUAUCAGCCUCUCUUGAGCCAGAGAACCUUGGGCUUGGAAGUGCCACCAGCAGCCAGGACUCUCUUCACAAAGCUCCCAAAAAGAAAGGAAUCAAGUCUUCAAUAGGGCGUUUGUUUGGUAAAAAAGAGAAAGCUCGUCUUGGGCAGCUCCGAGGCUUUAUGGAGACUGAAGCUGCAGCUCAGGAAUCCCUGGGUUUGGGCAAACUUGGAACUCAAGCUGAAAAAGACAGAAGACUGAAGAAAAAGCAUGAACUUCUUGAAGAAGCUCGGAGAAAGGGAUUGCCUUUUGCCCAGUGGGAUGGGCCCACCGUAGUCGCAUGGCUAGAGCUUUGGCUGGGAAUGCCUGCUUGGUAUGUGGCAGCUUGCCGAGCCAACGUGAAGAGCGGUGCCAUCAUGUCUGCUUUAUCUGACACUGAGAUCCAGAGAGAAAUCGGAAUCAGCAAUCCUCUGCAUCGCUUAAAGCUCCGGCUAGCAAUCCAGGAGAUGGUUUCUCUUACAAGCCCUUCGGCUCCUCCGACAUCCCGAACCCCAUCAGGCAACGUUUGGGUGACCCAUGAAGAAAUGGAAAAUCUCGCUGCUCCAGCAAAAACGUGUCCGGUGUUUCUGCAGACUCUGGCUUAUGGAGACAUGAAUCAUGAAUGGAUUGGAAACGAAUGGCUUCCCAGUCUGGGAUUACCUCAAUACAGAAGUUAUUUUAUGGAAUGCUUAGUAGAUGCAAGAAUGCUAGAUCACCUAACAAAAAAAGAUCUUCGUGUCCAUUUAAAAAUGGUGGAUAGUUUCCAUCGAACAAGUUUACAAUAUGGAAUUAUGUGCUUAAAAAGGUUGAAUUAUGACAGAAAAGAACUAGAAAGAAGACGCGAAGCAAGCCAACACGAAAUAAAAGAUGUGUUGGUGUGGAGCAAUGAUCGAGUUAUUCGCUGGAUACAAGCUAUUGGUCUUCGAGAAUAUGCAAAUAAUAUUCUUGAGAGUGGUGUGCACGGUUCACUUAUAGCCCUGGAUGAAAACUUUGACUACAGCAGUUUAGCUUUAUUAUUGCAGAUUCCAACACAGAGUACUCAGGCUCGGCAGAUUCUGGAAAGGGAAUACAAUAACCUCUUGGCUUUGGGAACUGAACGACGACUAGAUGACAGUGAUGACAAGAAUUUCAGACGUGGGUCGACCUGGAGAAGGCAGUUUCCUCCUCGUGAAGUACAUGGAAUCAGCAUGAUGCCGGGGUCCUCAGAAACAUUACCAGCUGGAUUUAGGCUAACCACAACAUCGGGACAGUCAAGGAAAAUGACAACGGAUGUGGCUUCAUCAAGAUUGCAGAGGUUAGACAACUCCACUGUUCGUACAUACUCAUGUUGACCAAGCCACUCAAAGGAGGCAGCACUGACCUGCUAUGCUGUCUUUUCAGUCUACUCUACCUAAAGUGCACUACCAUCUGAGAAGACAAGCCGUGACACACCUCUGUGAAGAUGGAAUUCUAAGGGAAUAACAAGCAAUGCUGUAAUAAAUGCUCAAAAUGAUUUGGGGGGAGUCAGUUAUCAACUUGAUUAGUUUACUAUAAUUGUAAGAAAAAACGCUUACUUAACUCAUUUGAAUAAUAAGCACCAUCCACAUCAUAAAUUCUGUACAACAGACGUUUUAUGAAAAGGAGCCACUUGUUUUUCAUGUUUAAUGUAAUAUACUAGGCAUUAAUGUAUUACUGUGUAUUUCUUUUUAAAUGUGUAAGUCUUCUGUAAAUGGAUAUAAAUAUGAUUUUUUAAAAAAAUAAAAUAUAUGGUUCAUGGAGUCUCGAGUGCAAACAUUUGACAAUUCCAAGUACUGUUUGUAUUUUACCAUUCCACCGUUUUUACAGUUUUUGAAUUGUAACAGUCAAUAUGUUUUCUUGAAGUAUGAGACAUGCUUCAGGAUGUUCCUCCAAGUCUGUCAGUACUUAAAGCUGAACACCUGCCUCUGAUCAUGUAAAAAAAAUUGAUUGAUUUAACCUGGAACUGGAGCCAAAAAGACCUCAAAGGCAAUCAGGGAUGUCCUAUAACUUCAGAAAUAGCACUGUGAUGGCUCGAUCUCCUUUUCAAUACAAAAUAAAGCCAAACUGUUUACAAGAGUCAAAAGCAACUACUUAAAUUUAUAUAUAAAAUGCAUUAUCUUCUCUUGUUACCUGUGGACCAACUUGGGGGGAAAAGUGUCUUUAUUGAGAAACACUUGCUCAUUAAAAUGCCUUGAGCUGCCCAACAGCAGGGGGUACCAUUAGCCACUGCAGUUGGAGGCUCAUUUCCAUCAGACAAAAUGAAACCUAGGAAAGUGUUCCUUUUGUCACUAUAAAAGGGUAUUAGCCACUCUCAUGUCUAAUGUUAUAAGUUUUUAAGCCGAGAUGGCCUUGCUAUGACUUCCCUGAAGUCAGUCUUAUCAGAGGAUAUAAAUGAAAGACAGAACGAUUAACAUAUAUAGUGUAUAGAAGUAUAGAAGAGUAAUCUCUUCCCUGUGGCUUUAUUUGGUGGUGUUAUUGUUGUUAAUUCCUCGUUUAUAUGGGAGAUUUCAAAGUACAACUAUUUAAUAAUACUAUUUAUCUAACUGCUGAUUUCCCACUGCCUGAUCUUAAGCGCAAGACCUGUCAUUAAAUUUUUUGUAUCUUAAUUUGCUGUUUGCACGUACAUAAACAUUUGUUUUGAUGUCUAUUUUUGUUGAACAGAUUCAAUCAAAAGGUAAUGGUAACAGAAACCCUCUCCGUUGUCAAUAAAAACAAGUAAUUCCAGUUGUCUGUUUAAGCUUCAUUUUCUAGUCACAGAAAGUCUGACAAUUUACAUGAACUAUAAUAAAAAUCAU